AUCAUGCGAAUGUUGUACGCCGCUGUAGUACCCUCGUUUCCGUCGAACAGACGAGUUCUCGGUUAAUGUUGAACACUGUUCAAGCCUGUAAUACCUAUAAAAAGUUGUUACAAGUGUUAAUGAAUGUUUAGUAACGAUUAAUACAUGUAAAAUGAUUGAUUAUUAAUAUAUUAAUCAUAUAAAAUAGAUAGCACUAGUAAUAAAUAAUAAUUGAAAGUGUUAAUCAAUGGUUAAUAGUGAUUAAUCAUUUAAAAUGAACGAUUAUUAAUAUAUUAAUCACAUAAAAUGGAUAGGAAUAUUAAUAAAUAAUUGAAAGUGUUAAUCAACGGUUAAUAGUGAUUAAUCAUUUAAACUGAAUGAUUAUUAAUAUAUUAAUCACAUAAAAUGGAUAGUAAUAAUAAUAAUGAUAAAUAAUAAUUGAAAGCGUUAAUCAAUGAAUAACGACGAAUCGUUUAAAAUACUUGAUUAUUAACAUAUUAAUCAUUUACAAUUUCUAAUAAUUGAAACUGUCAAAUGACGAUUAACAGUAAUUCAACAUCGAAGCCUAUGGAAUUUAAUACUACAAUAUUAAACAUCGAAUUCAUAUUAAGUUCGACAUGAAAAAUAUCAAUACCUAAUAAUGAGAUGUUAAUAACUCGAAUAAUUAACGGUGAAACAACGAGAUAAUGAAAAGCGAGUAACAACUUAUGGAAAUACAAAAAUCGAUUAAAAUCCCAUAUUAUAAUUAAUAUGAUUAAUGUAUUACUUAACAAUGGGAGUCCAUUCGAUCAGUAAGGAGCGCGCAACAGUCGGAUAAUAAUAACGCGCAUAUUAAAUUCAAUACGAACGCUAAUUGAUGCGCACGUAACUCACCCGGUGGGUAAAUUCAAUUACAUUCUUUCGUCCCUGCCAAGAUCGAAUUUCGUCGAGUAUAUAAUCGAGGACUGCAGUUAAUUAUCAGUGCCGUGCGAACAUCGUGUGCCAAUGGUUCGACGAAGAUGACAGUGUUCAGUGUACCCUAUACCUGGAAUCAUCAGUGGCAAUGAGUGUGAUCUCCAGUGCAAUCUGUUAGAGUGAGGACAAGCAGUUUAGAGGAAAUGAAUCACUGAGCUGACUGCCAGUGGUGCCAGCGCACAUGAGGCCAGAGUGUCUUCCAUCAGGACUUGCUCAACUGUCCUUAGAACUCUCUUCCAUCAUCCUCUAACUUCUCCAGUUAGCUAGAGUUUGAUGGGCGAGGAAACUUAGACGCCUUGAGUACUUCUCCAGUUUCCAGGGAUGAUGUUUUUGCUCCGCGGGUGCUUGGAUCGCCUAAAGUAGCCUCCCACGGUGCACUCGAAGAGAACACGACCUAAGUUGGCUUGGAUAAGUGGAGUCAGCUAUGGAGAGACGGUAUACCUUGUCAGCGUCGAGUUUCCAAGCUUAAAAGUGUCUAGAAUACCUGGCCACUCUAGCCAAAAAGAGUAUAGAAGCUUCCAAUAUUUAAAAGCAUCUACAAAGAUCUGGAACAUCUAAACUAUUUGAUGAAUUGGCAUUCUCGUGAUACUACCAAUUCAAUGACGACCUGGAUCCCCUAAGCUAGCCUACCUAAUAAGAAGCAUUCUCUAUCACUCGAAGUCAUUGUUCUAAGACACGGAUCUUCCGAAUUAGUCCAUUUGAGAACCCAGCGGAGCUAAAUGGUGUUUGACCUGGAUCCUUUGAAGAAUUCCACGUAGUGACCCAGUCAAUUCUACGAAGACCAGGAUUCACUGAAGUACUGGACAUUACUAGGAAGAAAUUAGUGAUCUAGCUCUCAAGACCUAAGUCCCCUAUCUAGUCCAAAUAUAGCACCCUAGGCAAACGCAGUGAACUCAUCAGCUGUAACUACUUCGUAACAGAAAAAGAACAGUUCCCAAUUUAUCUACGACUUGUAGUCAUCAAGGAAACAGUAUCUUCUAUUCACUUCCAAAAUUCGAAUCUCUGUUCCAACCAGCUCUAAAGAAGGAAGUAUCUUCGGAGAUUCUAGCUCUACAGAUAUCCCCUAAACGACAGAGAUCAGGAUCUUCUAAACUAGCCUCCAGAAUCGCAAGAACAAUGUUCCAAUCAGCUUCUAUCAACUUCUAAGGUUCUAGCUCAACAAGCAUAUCCUCUAAAUUACAAUCAGCGGGAUCCUCAAAACCAGCCUGCAUCGAAAUCUCAAGAACAGUGUUCCAAUCAGCUUCUAUCAACUUCUAAGAUUCUAGCUCAACAAGCGAAUUCUCUAAAUUACGACCAGCAGGUUUCUGAAAACCAGCCUCCACCGAAAUCACAAGGGCAGCGUUCCAAUCAGCGUUAGAAGACGCGUUGACCACUCGCCAGCAAGCUGCUCUUCAUGAAUCUCUGCUAAGUCCCAGCUGAUACAGAAGCUCACCGGUGUCCCCGAUCAGAAAUGUGGCAGAAAAUGAAGGGCUGAGUAGGUGGGGGCUAGUGAAAUGUGCAGGGGAGCGAGGAACAGGCCAGUCUAAUGAUGUCUGGCUCCAGCGUCGGGCUAAAGAGGUGUGAUGGCGGCACCAGCUCGCCGUCGCUGUGCACCGGCGGCGCCAGCAAUUCCGGCGGGUUACCCAGGACGCAGUCCGCCUCCGCGCUGCGUGGGAGGACCUCCAGGAAGCCGCUCUUCUGGGACCAAGACACCGAUUCGCCGCCGAAGAGAGACUUCCAUGGCGAAGACCUCAUCGUCACGCCUUUCGCGCAGAUUCUUGCGUCCUUGCGCUCGGUCAGGUACAACUUCGCGGCGCUCACUAAUGUACCCACAAACAAAUCACGAAGGAGUAGCAGCGCGCAGGGCAGCAGCACACCGCAGCCCAGGAUUUUGGCGCCAGGAGAAGAAAACUACCAGAAGCUAGCCGUGGAGACGAUAGAGGAGCUGGACUGGUGCUUAGACCAGUUGGAAACCAUUCAGACGCAUCGAUCUGUGUCCGACAUGGCCUCCCUGAAGUUCAAGCGAAUGCUGAACAAGGAACUCUCCCACUUCUCAGAGUCCUCGAAGUCUGGCAAUCAGAUUUCGGAGUACAUCUGCAGCACUUUCCUCGACAAGCAACAGGAAUUGGAUUUGCCCUCGUUGAGAAUCGAAGAUGCGGUCGCGGCUGCGGGCAGCGCAGAUGCGAGGGCGGCCAAGAAGAAGGACCGGGCACAACGGGGCCCAGCCGCCAUGUCUCACAUCAGCGGCGUCAAACGGCCGCUCACGCACACGAACAGCUUCACUGGGGAACGAGUGCCGCUUUACGGUGUCGAGACGCCUAGCGAGGAAGAACUUGGCAAGCUUCUGUCAGACAUCGACAAGUGGGGCAUCGACAUCUUCAGGAUAGGCGAGCUGAGCAGCAACAGACCGCUGACCUGCGUUGCAUACACAGUCUUCCAGAGGCGAGACCUGCUCAAAUCCCUGGCCAUACCGCCGAAGACUUUCGUGACCUUCAUGAUGACCCUUGAGGAUCACUACGUCAAGGACAAUCCCUUCCAUAACAGCCUCCACGCGGCCGACGUGACCCAAUCCACCCACGCUCUGCUCAACACGCCCGCACUCGAGUCCGUGUUCACGCCAUUGGAAAUCACUGCAGCCCUCUUCGCUGCCACCAUUCACGACGUGGAUCAUCCUGGACUCACCAAUCAGUUCCUCAUUAAUUCGAGUUCCGAGCUCGCCCUGAUGUACAAUGACGAGUCUGUCCUGGAGAAUCACCACCUGGCGGUGGCGUUCAAGCUCCUGCAGAACGAGGGCUGCGACAUAUUCGUGAACAUGACGAAGAAGCAGCGGCAGACGCUCCGCAAGAUGGUAAUCGACAUGGUGCUGUCGACGGACAUGUCGAAGCACAUGUCGCUGCUGGCGGAUCUGAAGACCAUGGUGGAGACGAAGAAGGUAGCCGGGUCCGGUGUCCUCCUGCUAGACAACUACACGGACCGUAUACAGGUUCUUGAGAACCUGGUGCACUGCGCCGAUCUGUCCAACCCCACGAAACCCUUGCCCCUGUACCGUCGAUGGGUUGGCCUGCUGAUGGAGGAAUUCUUCCUCCAAGGAGACCGCGAGAGGGAGCAGAACAUGGACAUCAGCCCCAUGUGCGACAGGCACAGCGCAACUAUCGAGAAAUCCCAGGUCGGGUUCAUCGAUUACAUCGUCCAUCCCCUGUGGGAGACCUGGGCGGACCUGGUGCACCCUGACGCACAGGAGAUUCUGGACACGCUCGAGGAGAACCGUGAUUGGUACCAGUCAAUGAUCCCACCCUCACCGCCGUCCGACGAUCAGCAACAGCAGGGGAACGAACAGCAGGGGGAUAGGAUACACUUCCAGGUAACACUGGAGGAGGGCGACGAGACUGGAGACGCGACGGAGGCCGGUGACACCGGCGGAGCAUCCGAGAAGAGCCUGCCAAGCGAGGAAGGGGGCGGUGAGGCGGACGAGAACGCCGCGGAGGCUGGAAUGUGACGGAGGCUCGCGGGUAUUUGCAGGAAGCUUCACGAGAAGGUGCAGCAGACCUGGUGGCGUGUGCGUCAGUGACAUCUAGCUCGCUGCCGCCGGCCAGGUCUCUUUGUGUCGACCUACUGACAGCUUUUGGGCCAAGCUCCACUCCCUGGGACGGUGGACGAGAGCACAAGCCUUUUGCGGGAAGAAAAUGGCACGGGAACGAACCUGAGGUGUCUGACUAGCUGCUAGUCCAGCUACCUGGACCAGCUGGUAGGGAAGUCUUUUCUGUUGGAGGCAACGAGAGAUAGGAAGAGGCAGAGA
Nomia melanderi (Alkali bee) is the source of this 4708-nucleotide messenger RNA. NCBI's taxonomy places the organism in Eukaryota, Metazoa, Arthropoda, Insecta, Hymenoptera, Halictidae. The record is from RefSeq and is a predicted model, not a curated record.